AUGUGCUUCCUUAGGCUGCACUUCAUUAAACACCAUCAUUCCAAACCUCUACUCCCCACUACAAAUAUAAAAGAAGGCACCCUUUGCUUCUAUCCUAGGGACUUGAGCCUGGUCUUCAUCUGCUGUGCUGAUUCCUCUCCUCCUCAGGGCCCAUCCUCAGCCAUGUGGAGGAUCCUCUUCUUAUUCUUUGCCAUUAUCUAUGUUCUCAUUCAAAUUCCCCCAGGUUGCAAAGCAGGACUUGAAGAAUACCAGCUAGAUACAGGAGGUGAGCUUAAGAUCUGUGCCACAUGCAGGCUUGGGAGAGGAAAGUGUCGCAGAAAAUGUAAAAGUGAUGAAACAGUUGCUGGAUCCUGUAAGCAAAGCAUGCUCUGCUGCCGUAAAAGAAUACCAUGA
Vombatus ursinus (common wombat) is the source of this 393-nucleotide messenger RNA. RefSeq names its product beta-defensin 12-like. The coding region runs from base 1 to 393 and encodes 130 amino acids. Gene Ontology annotation, cellular component: extracellular region. NCBI's taxonomy places the organism in Eukaryota, Metazoa, Chordata, Mammalia, Diprotodontia, Vombatidae. The record is from RefSeq and is a predicted model, not a curated record. Gene Ontology annotation, biological process: innate immune response. The transcript has 3 exons.